This is a messenger RNA of Exophiala spinifera, 1101 nucleotides long. RefSeq lists its product as uncharacterized. Lineage: Eukaryota; Fungi; Ascomycota; Eurotiomycetes; Chaetothyriales; Herpotrichiellaceae. The transcript has a single exon. Gene Ontology annotation, cellular component: nucleus. The record is from RefSeq and is a predicted model, not a curated record. The coding region runs from base 1 to 1101 and encodes 366 amino acids. Gene Ontology annotation, biological process: response to oxidative stress.
AUGACUUCCAAGGACAAUCCUGAGCAACGAGAAUCAGUGCAGCGAGAGAAAGGCCGUACAACACUGGCAGACAAUCCAUACAAUCCCAAUUCAGCCGCAUAUCUGGCCUAUCCAGUCAAACAUGUUGUAUCAAGCCUAUAUCGACGUAUGACCGAGCCUCCCGAGCACCCUGUCAGCAAGUUACUAGACGCGCCUACUGCUGCUUCGUCUUCAGGUGUUUACACCCCUCCCAAAAGACACCAAUCUCCGUUUCAACCUCCUCCUCUCACGCCCCUCGAACUAAGACAUGACUUAUCGCCGCAUGCUGCAGAGUCGCUGCUACUGUCCAGGCCCUUGGCAGAAGAAAUACGAUUAUUGAUCCCUCCACGACUUCAACUUGUCGCCCAGUGGCGGUUGGCGUACUCUUUGGAGGUUCAUGGAUCUUCGUUGGCGACUUUGUAUGAGCACUGUGCCAAUGUUUCGACUUAUACGCAGCGCUCUGGCUAUGUGCUCGUGGUAAGAGAUGGCUCUACUGCGGCUUCCCAAGGAUCCAUCUUUGGUGCGUACCUCUCCGACUCGCCCAAGCCAGGCUUGCACUACUUUGGCACCGGAGAAUGCUUUCUUUGGCGGGCUAGUAUACUUCCGGCACUGAGGGAUCUGUCUCAGAACCUGGACGGUAAUUCCCAGUCGCCAAUGUAUGAUCUACUGGAGUUGGCAGGCCUUCCGCCGCCGCCAAGUGCAGACACCACAAACUUGCAGAGAGCGACUACAGUUCGUGGUGAGCGGAAAUCAGCCUCUGUCUCACCGUCAACUACAUCUUUGUCUCUACCUGGAAACAAGGAUGCUCUCGCACCUCCCCGGCCUCCAACCUCAGGGACCUCGACGCCAGACCGGAUACGGUUCAAGGCGUUUCCUUACAGUGGAGUUAAUGACUUUCUGAUAUACUGCCAGGCUGGCUAUCUCUCCGUCGGGGGUGGUGACGGCCAUUACGGACUGUGGUUGGACGAUGAGCUCAACACCGGUAUCAGCGAGACAUGUCCAACAUUUGGCAAUGAGCCUCUAAGUGAUGAAGGCCGCAAAUUUGACGUCUUGGGUGUGGAGGUGUGGUAUGUGGGAGCGUAA